GGGAUUUUUAUGGACAGCUUUCAGCCAAGACAUUUCUGGCAAACUUACUCCUAUUUAAUGAGAUAAAUGUGAGCUGGCUGGAGACAAGAAAAACUGACGUAGUACCUGCUGAAGUUCAAAAUAUAUUUGAGUAUCAUGGCUAAAAAAGGGACAACAGAAUAUUUCCUGAGAUUUGUUGUUAUUCUGCUCAUUUAUAUGCAAGGACAAAUUCAGAAGAAUAUGGUGACUGCUCAAACUCCAGGCACCUCAAACCAAUCCAUAUCAGCUCUCUCAACCGUGUUACCCAUACCCACUACAACCACAUCAGACCUGUCAACGGUGUCCAAUUCUUCCACAGCAAGUGUCUCAACCAAGUCCACUUCCCCCACAACAGGUGUCUCAACCUCACCAACUUCACCCACAUUCGAACAGUCCUCCACUGUGCCUACUUCUCCCACAACAGGCGUCUCAACCACACCCACUUCACGCACAACAGGCGUCUCAACUACGUCCACUUCCCCCACAACAGGGGUCUCAACCCUGCCCAAUUCACCCACAUCAAACCUGUCCUCAACAAAUCUCAACACAUCUCAGGAAAUAUUCUGGGAAAUAUUCUGGGGAAUAUAUAUCUCAACCAUGCCUACUUCCCCGACAACGACAACAGGCAUCUCAACCACACCCACUUCACCCAUAUUAGACCCGUCCUCAACCGCGCCUACUUCCCUGACAACAGGCAUCUCAACCACACCCACCCCACCCACAUUAAACCAGUCCUCAACUGCACCUACUUCCCCCACAACAGGCAUCUCAACCACACCCACCCCACCCACAUUAAACCAGUCAUCAACUGCACCUACUUCCCCGACAACAGGCAUCAUGACCACACCCACCCCACCCACAUUAGACCAGUUCUCAAUCACAUCUCCUUCCCCCACAACAGGCAUCUCAACCACAUCCACUUCACCCACAUUAGACCCGUCCUCAACUUCUCCUACUUCCCCAACAACAAACAUCUCAACCACACCCAUCCCACCCAUAUUAGACAAGUUCCCAACUGCCCCUACUUCACCCACAACAGGCCUUUCAAACACAUCCAGGCCAGGCACAUCACCCAUCACUCCCACACCCACUUCAACCACAUCAAACCUCAGUAUUUCAAUCAGAUCAAGCACACCAACCACCCCAAGACCACCAAAUGUCACAACUCCAUCUGCUCCAGUCAGAGACAUUUAUCAUCCAUUAAGCUUCUCUCUGGCUAUCAAUGAAGAUUUUGACUUUCAACUCACUGAUCAAAGUAGCACAAAAUACAAGACGUAUAAUUCUGAAAUUCGAAGUUCAAUUGAUGCAAGUUAUAUUGACGUAUCUGGCUACCAGGCCAAUUCUGCAGCAGUCACUGGUUUCAGGCCUGGCAGUGUGAUUACAGACUUCACUAUUAAUGCAACAAGUGAUAACCUUAAUUUGGCUUCAGCAAACCAACAGCUUGAAAGCAAUCUCCGUUCACAAGGAUUUAAUGUGGCUGAAAUCAGUCGCAGUGUGAAGGAUGGACUAUAUAAUGGCAGUGCCACUAUAUAUCCUGGGAUAAAUCUCACACUGACCUGCACACCUCCAGUGAAUAAUGGCAUAAAAUGGACCAUGAAUGGGAAGGAAAUUCAGCCAUCGGAUAAGUAUACAAUUAAUAACAAUAUGAACAUCGUCACCGUGCACAAUGUCACACCCAGUGACAGUGGUCAAUAUGCAUGCACAACAAUCGUAAACUCAGUGCCCUAUAUUAUCUGGCAAUUUAUAACAAUUCAGCCAUACCCCAAUAUCCAAGUGACCAAUAAUAAAAUUGUAAAAUGUGAGGAUACAACAAUCCCACUGCAGUGUUGUGUCCAGAUGAUGUAUCAAGUACAGUGGAUUGUUAAACCAGCAGCUUGCGUCCAACCUUCAACAGGCUCACCAGCAGGUUGCUUAUUAUGUGACUAUAUAGUUAACAAACAGGACUGCCAGACUACCAACCAAGUGAUAGAGGCCACAUGCCAACUAGAAAAACCCAUCAGCCGCAAUCAUUAUCCAAAGAGCUUCAAAAUAAAUGUCAUAAACAAAGAAUUUACCUGCUCUGAUAGUGUAUUUGGAGCUGGAGAUCUGGGAGAUGUUAACACUGCUGAAUGUAACACAGGCACGGUUGGCACUCAAAAGGCUAAGUGUAAUGCAUCAGGCCUCUGGGACCCCAUAGAAAACAACUGUGUCCUGCGUGUCUUUCAAGAUUUAAAAGAUGAAGCUCAGACUUUACAGGUAAAUGAUAUCGCACAAUUUAUGGGCAUCCUCAGCGGUAAUGUUUCAUUGGAGAUUCAGAACAUCACUGGCUCACAAGCAACCAUAAAAGCAAUUGUAGAAAUUCUGACAAUUGUUUCAAAUCUCUUACAAACAGUUGAAAUUGAUCAAUCCACGAUGAUGGAUUUCCUACAAAUCGUCGACGCCUUUGGAUCAGUAGAUGCACAGGACUCAUGGGUGCUUUUAAACGAAAACAAUGCAAGCGCCAAUGCCAGUUCUGACUUUCUAAAUUCUACUGAAAUUUUUGCAAGCAGGCUUGUGAAUAGCAACUUCAGCAGAACAACAAACUCCACUUUUUUCAUGAAAACUUUAUUCGUUCAUCCUUUUUCUCAAGAAUUUGGCAUAAAUUCAACAACUGAAAUAAGUGUUCCUGAGAUUAUAGCACCGACUUUCAUCACCAUCAUAAUUUCUUCAGCUUUUAACAUUAUCUUACCUGUUCGAAAUCUGACCAACAAUGGCAGCAGUCAAACUGGCACCAAGAUCAAUGGAGAUGUAGCCCUGAUUGUGACAAACUCAACAAUUAACAACAUCUCCCUUUCUUUUGAUCUCAGAAAUGAGACACUGGGAAACCCUCAGUGUGUCUUCUGGAACUUUAGUCUUCUGAAUGGCAUUGGGGGAUGGGACACGACUGGAUGUCAACUAAAGCCAUUAGGGAAUGAAACUGAAAGAUAUACAUGUGAGUGCAAUCACACAACCUCUUUUUCAAUCCUGAUGUCACCAUUUUCCUUGGAAAAAGACAAAGUCAUAAUCUUAGGCUAUAUAACUUACAUUGGUGUUGGCAUUUCAAUGGCCAGCUUGGUUUUGUGUAUCAUCAUUGAAAUCAUUAUAUGGAAAUCAGUGACACGAAAUGACACAUCGUACAUGCGCCACGUCUCCGUCACCAACGUUGCUGUAUCCCUUCUGAUUGCGAAUAUAUGCUUCAUCAUUGGAGCAGCUGUUGUAAAGAAAGGAGUGGGACCCUGCAGUACAGCGACAUUCUUCAUGCACUUCUUUUAUCUCGCCCUUUUCUUCUGGAUGUUGCUGUCAGCACUCUUACUCCUCUACCGCACCCUCAUGGUCUUUUCCAGAAUGUCCAGAGGCACAAUGAUGGCCAUAGCCUUCACUGUUGGCUAUGGUGCACCAUUAAUCAUAGCUGUCGUUACUGUGGCAUCUACAGCUGGAAGCAAAGGAUACAUUCAAAAAGAUCACAAUUGUUGGCUGAACUGGAAUAAAACGAAGGCCCUCCUGGCAUUUGUGAUUCCUGCUCUGACUAUUGUAGCUAUAAACCUGCUGGUACUUAUCGUGGUUCUGUAUAAGAUGUUAAGGAGAGGAAUUAAUGCUUCCACUCAGCCAGGUGAGAAACAUCCCCUAGUGGUCAUUGCUAGAUGUGUGGGGAUUUUAACACCUCUCUUUGGUCUAACAUGGGGAUUCGGCAUUGGGACCAUGGUGUCAUCAGACUUUGGGAUUCAUGUGGUGUUCGCCUUCCUUAAUUCACUGCAGGGCUUCUUUAUUUUGGUGUUUGGGACAUUACUGGAUAGUAAGGUCCGAGAAGAACUGGCAGGAAAGUUGUCACUGAGGAACUUAACCUCUAACCGCACCAGGAGCACAACUUCUGGACCAUCAUCCUCAAGUGGACUUCCUUUCAUUAACAGAUUGCGGCAGAGACAUGCGUACAAUGUCUCGAAUGGUGAAACUUUUCCUUCAAGCAUUUCGAAUGCAGCUGCUGAUAGUUAAGCAACAGCACCUGAAAUACACCCAUAUUAUAAGAGUUUCGUUCACCAAAGCAUUAUACUGUAUAUCUACAUACAAAAGAAGAAAGGCAUUUCAUUGUUUAGGCUGUUGUCAUUAACAGAGAUGAAUGAUGUUAAAUCAAAGAAAAUGAAAAAUUAACUAAUAAAAAUAAAGAUAAAAAAAAACAAAAGGACACUUUUAAAAGAAUCUAGCUCAAACCCCAUGAUAGGUGAUUUCAGAAUGAUGUAUAAGGAAAUAAUUUAGAACUUCUUAAAUAAGCUUAUAAUAUAAGCUGGAUUUGGCCGAAAAUUAUUAUUUUUGCUCCUUUGAUCAGUUUGAAUUUUAACUGACAUCAGGAGGCGCACUGCUGAAAUAUAGCCAUAUAUAUUUUAAGGAAUUAUCCAUUUUAUACAAUGCUUAUUGGGCAGCAUUUUAACUGAAAAGGAAGCAUUACAAGCAUCAUCAAGUCUUCAUAGAUCAUCAUUUUUAGCACAUUAAAAACAUGACCACAAUACUGUUGACUGAUUAACAGCUAUCUGCCUAUCCAUCCAUCCAUCCAUCCAUCCAUCCAUCCAUCCAUCCAUUAUCUGUAGCUGCUUAUCCUGUCCUACAGGGUCACAGGCAAGCUGGAGCCUAUCCCAGCUGACUAUGGGCGAGAGGUGGGGUACACCCUGGACAAGUCGUUAUACUGUAUAAUUAUAUAUUGUAUAAUUAUACAGUAUAAUGACUGUAUAAUUAUACUGUAUAAUUAUACUGUAUAAUUCCUCAUACCUAAAGUCAGUAAGCCUGUUUGAUAUAUCUACAAUUGCUCAGUUGUCAAUUCCUGUCAUUCUUAGCUUUUUUUUAACCAAACAUCAUCACAAAGUACCACACACACAUUUUAAUGGAGAAAGUACUGCUUUCACUGUUUUACAUUUCUAUUUAACAGAUUGUUUAAUCAGUAUGCAAAUGACAUCUAGUCAUGUUGAAGGUUUUUGUGGUAAAUAAAUAGGUUGAGGAAGUGAAUGCAGAGAAUAGGCCAUAAUGAAACUCGAAUGGUAUGAAAUGUUUUGAUGUAAACAAAAUACUUAAUAUGGUUUGCAAAUUAUUUGCCAAAUAUAAUUCUUUUAAAAAAAUCACAGUAAAAGCAUGGCUUAUGAGUUAAACUUCUGACAUGGGAUUACUCCUUAAUUUAUGUGCUUUGUGGUUAGACAAAUUUUGAAUGACCAUAAAUGUUUUGAAACCUUGUAUAAGUUUGGUUUCCUGAUGGGUACUUUGAUUUUCUAUUUUCCCAAAUCUACUCAUAACAGGAAUAAAGUUCAUUAAAACCAUUAACAUUCUUAACAAAA
Neoarius graeffei (lesser salmon catfish) is the source of this 5330-nucleotide messenger RNA. Its product is annotated as adhesion G protein-coupled receptor F5-like. The transcript is spliced from 17 exons. The record is from RefSeq and is a predicted model, not a curated record. Gene Ontology annotation, cellular component: membrane. Gene Ontology annotation, molecular function: G protein-coupled receptor activity. Lineage: Eukaryota; Metazoa; Chordata; Actinopteri; Siluriformes; Ariidae. Gene Ontology annotation, biological process: G protein-coupled receptor signaling pathway; cell surface receptor signaling pathway. Bases 136 to 4005 code for a protein of 1289 amino acids.